Messenger RNA from Colius striatus (speckled mousebird), 1032 nucleotides. It is a transcript of the gene LAMTOR1, whose product is annotated as late endosomal/lysosomal adaptor, MAPK and MTOR activator 1. Bases 70 to 555 code for a protein of 161 amino acids. The transcript is spliced from 5 exons. NCBI's taxonomy places the organism in Eukaryota, Metazoa, Chordata, Aves, Coliiformes, Coliidae. Gene Ontology annotation, molecular function: guanyl-nucleotide exchange factor activity; molecular adaptor activity. Gene Ontology annotation, cellular component: lysosome; membrane raft; late endosome membrane. Gene Ontology annotation, biological process: regulation of receptor recycling; positive regulation of TOR signaling; cellular response to amino acid stimulus. The record is from RefSeq and is a predicted model, not a curated record.
CCGGGGCGGCGCGGCCCCCGCUCCGCCGGAGCGCUCCGGUGCGGCCGCAGCCCCGGGCCCGGCCCCGCCAUGGGCUGCUGCUACAGCAGCGAGGCCGAGGCCUCCGACCAGGAGGAGGAGACCAAGAGGCUCCUGGAGCCAGCUGCCACCCCCCCCAGCAAGGUGCUGAACGGGGCAGAGCAGAGCUACCACAGCCUCCCGUCAGCACGCACCGAUGAGCAGGCCAUGCUGUCCUCCAUCCUGGCCAAGACUGCCAUCAACAUCAUCGACGUGUCGGCAGCGGAUUCGCAGGGGAUGGAGCAGCACGAGUACAUGGACAGAGCCCGGCAGUACAGCACGCGCCUGGCCAUGCUCAGCUCCUCGCUCACGCACUGGAAGAAGCUGCCGCUGCUGCCGUCCCUCACGUCGCAGCCUCACCAGGUGCUGGCCAGUGACCCCGUGCCCUUCGCUGACCUGCAGCAGGUGUCCCGGGUAGCCGCCUACGCCUUCAGCGCCCUCUCCCAGAUCCGCGUCGACGCCAAAGAAGAACUGGUUGUACAGUUUGGCAUCCCCUGAGCCCCCUCCCCACAGCCCCCUCUGUGCCCCCCACUGUGCCCCCCGCCGCCUUUGGGUUUUGGGGUCGGUUUUUUCCCCCUCCUCCCCUGUUUUGGUUGGUAUUUCCCCUCCUCACGAUGCUGCCACAGAGCUGGGACAGAACACACCCGCCUGCCUACUAACAGGAGCCUUCCUCCUCCUCCUCCUCCUCCUGCUGCUCCUCCCCCGGGGGUGUGCAGGGGGAGGGGGCUGCACUUCACCCCCCCACACCCCCCUUUUCGCCCAGGGAGGGACAGAGGGGGGGUGUUCCCAGGAAGAGGUGGGGGGCUGGAGGCAGUGCCAGGGCUGCUGUGUGUGCUGCUGCUGCCUCCUGCCCGCCCUGUGCCCCCCCCGUGCCCCCCCCUGUGCCCCCUCCCCAUUUUUACAUGGUUGCACCUUUCUUUGGUGGGGUUUUUUAAUUCCUUUGGGCCCCAGUAGAUAAAAGCCGUGUUCAUCCCA